Leguminivora glycinivorella is the source of this 1190-nucleotide messenger RNA. RefSeq lists its product as uncharacterized. Bases 110 to 1129 code for a protein of 339 amino acids. The record is from RefSeq and is a predicted model, not a curated record. NCBI's taxonomy places the organism in Eukaryota, Metazoa, Arthropoda, Insecta, Lepidoptera, Tortricidae. The transcript has 5 exons. Gene Ontology annotation, biological process: recombinational repair.
UUUAAAGUUAAACUUACACGUACAUAUUACAAUAAUAAAUAAAAACUGUAUCAAAGUAUUCAACGUCUACUAUAUUCUGUUUACUUUGUGUUUUAUAAUUGUAAAUACAAUGUUUGAAUCCGACGAUUUCGAUCAGAUUUUGUCGCAGUUCAAUUUUCCUGAUGAUCCGAUUAAAGAAACAGAGAAUAUUGGAAGUAAGGGGGAUAGUGAAAAGAGCAUACCAGUUAAGCCAACUAGUCCAGUCAAUGUAGUUAGUCAGCCUCUUAAGUUUGCUAAUAUUGCCAGUCCUUCAGCGCAGCAAAAAACAGCCCAGAAAAUAAUUAGAGAGGUUGAGGCAUGUAGCACUGAAGCUAUAAGAAAUAGUGUGAACUCUGAAAAUAUUUCACCAAAACAUACAAAACGGAAAAUGAUUAACUCAUAUUUUGAUCACAAUGCUAAGAGAAAGUUUCCGGGACCAGCUGGACUUCUCAAUAGCAACUUUGAAGAGAGUAAAGAUGAAACAAUUUGCCACAUGGAGUUGUUCUCCCAGGAUGUAGAUUUAUCAGACAACUAUUUUGGUGAGAAAUUUGAAACAGAAAUAUGGAGAAGACUCUCAGAAGACAUACAGAAGUCUAAUUUGGGUGCCAUAGACUCUAUCAAAUCAGUGAAGCAGCAAGCUUUGGCUGGACACCUGAGGAGAAGAAAGGCUCAGGUUGUGAUGGCUUUUGUUGAAACUGUUGAUAGAUCGGCCACAGACCCACUAAUAACUUUAAGGGAUACCACUGGAUGUAUCAAAUGCACACUCCACAGAGAUGCAUGGUCUACAUUUGCCCCCUACAUUGUCUCCGAGUACUGUGCUGUAGUACUGAGAAGGCCCACAGUCCUAACCACUGGCAGUGCCUUCAAAAAGCAUUACUUGAACAUCACACUGUCCAAUAUUCAUGCUAUAUACAGUUCUGCGGUGCUUAGCGAAGAAACGGAUAAACCUUUGCCUGAUGGAUAUGAUUUAGAAUGUGAUAAUGAUAUGACAGUGAUAAGAACUGUACCAAGUACAAAUGCAGAUAAAGACCCUUUCUGCAAUGAAACCUCUAAUGAUACCAGUGAUUUGCUAGAUGACCUAGAUAACAUAUUUACCGAUGAUUUGUUUUAGAAUUACAUGUGAUCUGUUCUGUUAUGUGAUAAUCUCAUCAUAUUAAUACAAAAUUAUGUUU